Molecule: messenger RNA, 1902 nt
Organism: Dendrobium catenatum
Lineage: Eukaryota; Viridiplantae; Streptophyta; Magnoliopsida; Asparagales; Orchidaceae
Product: abscisic acid 8'-hydroxylase 3
Exons: 7
Coding region: 107-1585 (492 amino acids)
Biological process (GO): sterol metabolic process
Molecular function (GO): heme binding; (+)-abscisic acid 8'-hydroxylase activity; iron ion binding
Source: RefSeq, a predicted model, not a curated record
CUCGAUCUUCUCGUCGGCCUUAACCCACCUAAUCUUUUAAAACUCCAUGUGAGAUUAUAGCCUCACAACUCAUCUUCUUCAUAGAGCUUACUACACCAUUGCAAGGAUGGGAUCGAUUCUUCACACUAUUCUGAUCAUAUUCUGCUCCUUCUUUGUUCCUCUUGCCUUCUGCUUGGUUUCUCUUCUCUUGAUCAAGAUGAUAGAGAGCUGCAAAAGGAAAGAACCACUGCCGGAAAAGCUGCCGCUGCCGCCGGGAUCCAUGGGAUGGCCCCUCAUAGGCGAGACCUUCCAGCUUUAUUCCCAGCAUCCCAACAACUUCUUCGCCACCAGGCAACAAAGGCACGGUGAGAUAUGCAAAACGCACCUUCUUGGCUACCCCUGCGCUAUGCUGGCAAGCCCCGAAGCCGCCCGCUUCGUCCUCGUCACCCAUUCCCACCUCUUCAAGCCAACCUACCCGCGCAGCAAGGAACGCUUAAUCGGUCCCUCAGCUCUCUUCUUCCACCACGGCUCCUACCACACCAACCUCCGCAAGCUCGUCCGCGCCUCCCUUUCACCUUUCUCCGUUCGCCGUCUAAUCCCCGCCAUCGACGCCGCCUCCUCCUCCACCCUCCAUUCCUGGAACGGCCACAUCCUCCCUUCCUUCCGCGCAUUCAAAAACCUCUCCUUCGAUAUCGGCAUCCUCACCAUCUUCGGCGAGCAUUUCGUCGAACACCUUGGAAAAACCGAAUUGCGACAAAACUACUUCAUCCUCGACAAGGGUUACAACUCGUUUCCAAACUGCAUUCCGGGAACGCUGUACAGCAAAGCGAUGAAUGCGAGGAAGAGAAUUGGGGGGAUACUGAGAGAGGUCGUGAAGGAAAGGAGGGUGGUUCAUGGAGGGAUGAAGAACUUUCAAAAGGAUCUAUUGAGUUGUCUCAUGGAGUGGAGAGAUGAUAAGGGCGAGAAGUUGAGUGACGAGCAGAUCUCUGAUAAUAUUAUUGGCGUGUUAUUUGCUGCUCAGGAUACUACUGCGAGUGCACUUACGUGGGUCGUUAAGUACCUCCAUGAUCAUCCGAAGAUACUGGAGGCCGUGAAGGCUGAACAGAUGGCGGUGUAUGAGUUGAAUGGAGGCGGAAGUCGGCCAUUGGAGUGGGCGCAAAGUAGGAGCAUGAGCCUUACGCACAGGGUUAUAUUAGAAAGCCUGAGGAUGGCAAGCAUCAUUUCCUUCACAUUUAGAGAGGCAGUUGCUGAUGUCGAGUACAAAGGGUACCGGAUCCCUAAGGGAUGGAAAGUGAUGCCUCUGUUCAGAAAUAUUCAUCACAAUCCUGAAUUUUUUCCAGAUCCUCACAAGUUUGACAUUUCAAGAUUCGACGCCUCUCCAAAGUCCAACACCUUCUUGCCCUUCGGAAAUGGAGUUCAUUCUUGCCCUGGGAACGAGCUUGCCAAGCUUCAGAUGCUGAUCUUCAUCCAUCACUUGGUGACCAAAUAUAGGUUCGAAGUGGUGGGAUCAAAUAGCGAGGUGGAGUAUUGCCCAUUUCCGGUCCCAAAGCACGGCCUUCCGGUGCGGCUAUGGAGCGUUGCCGACGAGGACGGUGGCAGGGCGUGAGAUGCCACAAAGGUGUUUGACGAAAUGCCUCCAACGGCUAGUUGUAAAGCAUGGCUACUUAUUCGAAUGCAAGGGAGGAAGGAUACAUCGCCUACUAAUUAUUUUUCCUUUUAUUGCCCUUUUUUGGACUCACAAUACAAUCAUUGUGAGAUCCGCCAAAUUAUGUAAAUUAGUUAUGUUGAUUGUUUUGCAACAUGUAAUACAAUCAUUGUGAGGUCCCCCACAAUAAAUGCAAAUGGUAACACCGCAAUGUUUACUAUGAAUCCUCUGUCCCUCGGCUCACAAUACAAUUACAAUCAUUGUGAAGUUCACUGUAA